AUGCGAAUACUGCGACUCUCAGGCCGAAACUUUUCCCAGACGAUACUUCGUCCCGCACAAAACUCCCAUAUUCAAUGGAAGCUCGAAAACUUCGUUGAGACUGGAGAAAUCAAGAGAUACUCUGAUGAUCAGAUCAAGAGACGGAACCUACGCAAAACAGAAGUGGCAAAAAAGGCUGCGCGAGAAAACGGAAUUGGUGUCCAUAAAGCGCUUCUUCUUUUGCGUCUGAAGUAUGACGCAGUGCCUCUUCAGACGAAGGAUGGAGAACAAAUCCAGGUUGGGAAGUUGAAGCCCAACGAUAUUGGCAUGUACAAACAGACCUCGAAGCAGCUCUUCGAGGCGUUGUCAGGAGUCAAAGAAGUCACUCGCAAACGUAUCGACGAUCGUAUAUUGAUGGUCUUGAUGGGUGUCCUGCCUACCUCUAUCAAGGAUCUGUAUUUUGUAACUCAGGACGUCAUUAAGCUUCUACAGUUCGACAACGCUCCCGAUAGAGCCAUGGAGUUGUGCCGCAUGGCAGGCGAAAAUGGUGCCGUAGGUAUGAAUGCCAUUUUGCAGUGGAGUUUGGAGAAGAAAGAUAUCAAGCUUGCCAACAAAAUCAUGAGCACACGCUCCAAAUGGCGUAUACCAACCACUCCUUAUUCGCAUGUCAUCUAUUUCAGCGGUUUGGCUGAUCUGUAUCAGGCUGGGCUGGUUCCCAAGGAUGUGGCAGAGAAGGUCUUUGAGUCCGUGUCUUCAGAGAAGAUGCCUAAAAGGACAGACAUUUUCAAUGCCGCGCUCAAGCUAUUAGUGAAGUGCUACGAUGAAAACCAGAAGUAUGCAUGGAGUUUCUUUGACCGCUAUUUGCAGGUUGGCGUUAAGCCAGAUACACACACAUUUACAAUCUUCCUUAAUGGUACGAAAAAGUUAUAUGUCGAUCGUGCCAACGAAAUCCAAGCUGAUCGUAAGCUCACCUCAAAAGCGCGUGUGAUUAAGUUAUACGAAAUACAGGCUCAGAUGGUGCAGAUUGCCGAGACGGUUCUUUUGAAACUUGUCGAAGCAGCCCUUCCGCCUGUUCCUCCUAAAAAAGAGGACGUACAGCUCAACCCAGAAUUAUUGAAAAAGUACCGCACUGCUUCUUACUUCCACAAAGUGGAAAUUGACCGUGUGUUCUUGUCAACUCUUGUCUCAUGUUUCACUAAUAAUGCAUUUGGCACAGGUGCCUCGGGUAAAAAGGGUCCAAACUACACAUACUUGCAAAGAGCUUUGUUCUAUCUUCAAGCUUGGGUACCCGAGACUCGUGAUCUAACACUGUACGUCCUCACAGGGAAAGUUGAAGAAGACACAGUAGAAACUCCUAACUUGCACUCUAUUCCGCCUCAACGUGAAGUCGAGUCCAAAACUCUUGAGCGCAUGAUGGCACCACCUGUUCCAAAGGAAUUACAGCCAGGCUCAGUGUUGCAGGAAUUGGCUUACGAGGACUUGAAUCCCCAAGUAGUAUUUCCUCCAUGGCCAUUCUCGAAGAAUAAAACCGCUGCAACGUACUCGAAUAAGACCAAGCCCCUUGUUGACUUCACCAGAGUUCCAUUGGAAGUUAUUAGGAAAGAGCAACAGCGCCGAUUGUAUGUGAAGACACAAGGCAAGGAAGGAGUAAAACAUCCUCCACAAAACAUCUCGAAAGACAAAUAUCACAUCAACAAGUUUUUGCUCAGACAUUUUCUCGAGAGUUUGAUCAAAAUGGGUCGCUUCAACGAAUUUCAUUUGGCGGUAUGGUACGCCUUGAAUAAGUGGGGAGGCGUUCCAAUUGAUCUAGCUCUGGUCCAUAAAAAUGGCUUCGAACACUAUCCUUAUGCUGAGAAGCACAUUUUGGCCCCUCAAUCAGGAACAGCAGUGAGAUUUGUAAAGAACAACCAGGGCUGCCCUGACACCAGUGAACAGGCAUCUUCUGACCUAAUCGAUGUGGUAUUGUUAGAGGACUUCAUCUACAAAAUUGAAGAUAAUUUCCCCAAAGCCUCUAGUCCCACAAGAUUUGCCCUCGAGCUCUUUGCAGCUGCAUGCUAUGGAUCAUCCAGUGCUAUUGAUGUUAGAGAAAAGACCUUUAACUCAAUCUUCUCCAUUUUGAAUAGAGAGAUUUACUCCUACAAUGACCUUAACCGCGCCACAUCACUUGCAUCCAACGUUCAGCGCAAUGUUUCUGACAACACCCCGAAGAAGUCACUUUCGGUCAAACAGCUCAAGGACCUUUCUGAAAAUGUUGCUGUUCUCAUAAAGUGUAUUGUUGCAUGGAUAGGCAUGAAGAGACCUGCUGCUGAGAUUAUCAAAUCAUUGGAUAAUCUCAUGAAUCGUAUUUACGACGUGACAUGGUUGGACGCUCCAGAGACACACCCUAAUUGCUACAAAGUGCACGAACAAAUGGUUUUCGCAGCCAUUCCAUUGUAUAUACCGAAAAAGCUUGUCAAGCCGGAUAAUACCGAUUUACACGUGAAGGCGGUGACCAAAUCGGUGGAUUACGUUUACGAUCAACUCAAACGUAAAGCAGAGCUCAACACCAAGGAAAAGAAACUUUUCGUCUACUUGCAGGACAUUUUCAAGCUAGAUGGCGAUAAAGCGGGCGUUGAGGAGAAAUUGAGGGCCUUGCAAUGGAAAAUCUACCGUUUGGGAGAGGGCAGGGAUACCACUGCCGAGAACGUACUUACUGAAGAGGCAAAACUAGUCAAAAAUGCGCAGAAAAAGCCAGAUGCCGUCACUGAUGCCACGAAAGACAAAGAGUCUCCCAUCAUGAGUGGAUCUACUUCCACAUCUGACUAA
Australozyma saopauloensis is the source of this 2784-nucleotide messenger RNA. RefSeq lists its product as uncharacterized. NCBI's taxonomy places the organism in Eukaryota, Fungi, Ascomycota, Pichiomycetes, Serinales, Metschnikowiaceae. The transcript has a single exon. The record is from RefSeq and is a predicted model, not a curated record. Gene Ontology annotation, molecular function: protein binding. The coding region runs from base 1 to 2784 and encodes 927 amino acids.